AUGGAGGAAGAUGUUCUCAAUGCGCUGCAGACGCGUUCCGCAUUCUUGCCAGGUGGGCGUGACAGGGACAACAAUUUGCUCCUAGUGAUACCCGUGCCAUUCGAGCUGCACCCAUGGACCAAGCCAUUCCUCGAGACCUCCAUCAAGUACAUUUUAUCGUCGCUCAGUGACGAAACCAAAAAUUGCGGCUUCACGGUGAUCGUGGAUGCUCAGAAGUGCUCUUGGCGCCUCGCGAAAAUACACAUGAAAGCCGCAUCGCUGCUUGGUGCUAAUUUGGCGUCACUCAUUGUCAUUCGGCCAGAUGCAUUUUGGGAUAAGCAGCGUGUUGAGAAUUGCGCAAGAGCCAGCAAGACUGGAGAGACACUUCUCACCGAGAGUCUCCCAUUUCAGCCGAUAAUCAUCUCCAAGUCCCGCCUCGGAAAGUAUUUCGACAUGAGCGAACUGCCAGAUGAAUUGGGUGGCACACUUGCCUAUAGUCACGAACAAUGGCUCCACAAUCGCAUGUUUCCUCUGUCACCGCAGCGCGUCGAGGAGUUCAAGAAGGCGUACGACAGAUCUGUGAAUGACCUAGAAAAUCUACACGUUACAUUGUUGGAUAGCAAAUCAUUGCGGGCAAACGAGACGGAGCAAGCCCUGAAAACAUGCGCCACACUCAAUGGGGACGCCCAGAGAUUGGUGCAGGCCGUCAUUGAGAAUGGAAAGACAUUAAUCGCCGACUUGAGCAAGAUCACAUGGAAUCCCAACUCGGACUUUGUCAAGUCGCCAGAUCUUGUGGACGCUCUGGAGUUCAUCAAGAGGAUGCUGAAUGACGUGGAAAAGCGCCAAACGGAAGCGGCAAAUGCGUGGAUUGACUUGGAGAAGAGCAUGGAAGUGGCUCGUGAGUUGGCAUCACUUGAAGAAGGAGUCGCCUUCGUGACGAAUUGGAUCCUCUCCACGGCCGAGGCGAUGCUCACGGCGCAGAAGAAGAUCGGCUACGACGUGCAGACGUCGGAGGAGCUGAGGAAGAAGCACGAGCAGCUGGAGAUGCAGUGCUGGGACACGUAUGGACUGUAUGCCGAACUCUUGCACAAAAUCAACAUGUUUGACGUGCCGAAAGACUCAUUCAUGCACAAAGACUUGAUGUCGAAGAAGGACUAUAUGGACUUUGUGUGCCGCAGCUUUGCCACUCGACUGGAGCGUCGGAGGAACACUUUAAUCACUUCACUGAGAUUCUUCCGGCUCGUGUCUGAGUACUUCGACAGAACCAGUGAAGUGUUUGAGAGUCUGGUCAUGAGAAAUCGCCUCGAUGACUUCGAAAUGGCCCCAAUCAAUCUGCAGAAGCUCAAAGACAGCCAGCAAGAUUUGGAAUCCGUCGAGAGAGAACUGGUGAGAGAGGGCGAGAAGCUGAGCGACAUGCUCGCGAUGCCAGUGAAGGAUGCUCUUGGAUGCGACAUUGGUGUCGAUUACAGCGAAGAUAUUGUCAACAUUCGAGACAUUCUGGACGCGAGCAUCGCCCGCAGGAACAUCUUCAUCGACAGCGUGGAGUUGCAAAAACUCACUCUUGAGCAAGUGACGUACAUCCAUUCGUACGAGGAGGACGCCAGAACGGCGAUAAAGUGGAUGGAGGAUUUGUACAGCGUUAUGAUUAAGUUGCACUCGCAUGUGGGCUGCAACAUGUACGAGAUUCAGACACAAAAGGAGGAGCUGCAGACAUUUCAGGAAACUGCCAAGGGAAUCUUCAGCUACGGCUGCCAACUGUUGGAGGCAUCACUCACGCUCAGACAGUCGUGCAAAUUGGAGAUCGCCGGCAACAGUGACAUGCUGGCGGACUUGCAGCGCGCCUGGAGCAAUUUGCAGGCCGUGAGUCAGGAGCAGAUGACGCGCCUGAGAGUCUCGGCGGUCUUCCACCGCAGCGUGGAGGAUCACUGUCAGAAGCUGCAGGAGCUGCGCGUGGCCGUGGAGACGACCUGCGACAUCGACGAUCCCGACAGGCGUCGCAGUCGCCUGCGGAAGUACCUGGCGUGCCGGGAGCGCCUGCUGGUGGAAGUGGGUCGCAUGGUGCGCCUCGGACGCUUGCUCAAGACUCGGCUCAAAGAGGCGUUCGUCUUGGACGACAAUUCCGAUGGGAUGUCGUCAUCGGGAGAAAAUAACCGUGUCGUGAUGGCGAGUGACAAUGUGAUCGCCUGCGAGGCGAUCUCGGAGAAGCUCAACACUGUCGCCACUGUGGCUGAGGCACUGGACAAUGUUUUGAGAGACACUCAGCACGGCUUGGAGGUCAUCGAGACCACGACGACAGAGAAGAAGAGCGAAAAUGGAACAGAUGACUGGAAUUCCAGCCUCAAGUCAUCGAAAUCUUCCACCGAAGACGAGUCCUUUAUCACUGCUUCUGACUGCACUUGGACUCCUCAGUCGCGCUCAUCGUCUUAUCACACUGCGUCUGAGUGUCGAGCGUCUCCGUGGUGGGAUUCAGAGAAGAACUCCCUGGACAUCGCUGACGUCUCGGACAUCGAGACGGAAGUGCCGUCGAACAAACUGUCGUCGAAUUCAGCAUCUUUCGACGAGUCGGAGCACAGUUUCCGCUCUCAGACGACUCACUCGCCGCUCUAUGCUGAGCACAGCGAUUCCGAUGACGCCAGAAAGAGAUCUCACCGCGGCCGCGACUCGCCUGAUCCCGGAGUUCUGCUGGACGACGAGAAAUCGGACAGAAAGAAUGAAGCUGAUGUCGUGGAGAAGGUGAGGAGUGACGCUAAUCCGAGUGCUCAUGAUUUCUUGGCCUGGAACGGCUACUAUCAGAGCUUUAUAACCAAGCAAACCAUCAAGGGAUGCUUCUGA
Phlebotomus argentipes is the source of this 2811-nucleotide messenger RNA. RefSeq names its product SEC14 domain and spectrin repeat-containing protein 1-B. The transcript has 9 exons. Lineage: Eukaryota; Metazoa; Arthropoda; Insecta; Diptera; Psychodidae. The record is from RefSeq and is a predicted model, not a curated record. The coding region runs from base 1 to 2811 and encodes 936 amino acids.